This is a messenger RNA of Gasterosteus aculeatus aculeatus (three-spined stickleback), 1756 nucleotides long. RefSeq names its product SAGA complex associated factor 29 (gene sgf29). NCBI's taxonomy places the organism in Eukaryota, Metazoa, Chordata, Actinopteri, Perciformes, Gasterosteidae. Gene Ontology annotation, cellular component: SAGA complex. The record is from RefSeq and is a predicted model, not a curated record.
GCCUGCAGUUGCAGACUCCGUCCAGCAGGCGGCGGGUGUUCAGCGACCAACUUUAACCCAAAAGAGGAAGAGCAGCUAAUCCGGUUAAAUAGCAGGGCGACAAUAAAUAAAACAAAGCUUAAUACGGUACCGACAUGUCAGCGGACACCAAGAUCGCCGAGCUGCUGACGGAGCUCCACCAGCUCAUCAAGCAGACCCAGGAGGAGAGGUCACGCAGCGAACACAACCUGCUCAACAUCCAGAAGACGCACGAGAGGAUGCAAACGGAGAACAAAACGUCCCCGUACUACCGGACCAAGCUGAGAGGCCUGUACACCACGGCCAAGGCCGACGCAGAGGCCGAGUGCAGCAUCCUGCAUCACGCGCUGGAUAAAAUAGCCGAGAUCAAAUCUCUGCUGGAGGAGCGGAGGAUCGCUGCUAAAAUGGCGGGGGUCCACAGUGACAGCGACCCCCCCAGGAAGACCAUGAGGCGCGGCGUCCUGAUGACGCUCCUCCAGCAGUCGGCCAUGACGCUUCCUCUGUGGAUUGGCAAGCCUGGGGAGAGCCCCCCCCCUCUGUGUGGAGCGACCCCCGCCAGCAGCGACUACGUGGCCAAGCAGGGCGACAAGGUGGCGGCGAGGGUGAAGGCCGUGGACGGGGACGAGCAGUGGAUCCUGGCCGAGGUCGUCAGCUACAACCAUUCCACCAACAAGUACGAAGUGGACGACAUUGACGAGGAGGGAAAAGAGAGGCACACGCUGAGCAGAAGGAGGAUCAUCCCCCUCCCUCAGUGGAAGGCAAACCCAGAGACCGACCCGGGGGCCCUCUUCAGUAAGGACCACCUGGUUCUGGCUCUCUACCCACAGACCACCUGCUUCUACCGGGCUCUGAUCCACACGCCUCCUCACAGGCCUCAGGACGACUACUCGGUGCUGUUUGAGGACACGUCCUACGCUGACGGCUAUUCCCCCCCCCUCAACGUGGCUCAGAGAUACGUGGUCGCCUGCAAGGAGAACAAGAAGAAGUGACGACAACAACAACAUUUCCUGUUUUCUUCUCAUUGUAUAAAAAACAUGGCGACUCAACUCUGACCCCGAGGGGUUGAGUGUCGCUUCUUCUUCUUGUGCUGCGUUCACAGCCACGUGGUUUGGUACCGCCUACUUGUACACAGAACAGAAGGACACUCGCGUGUAUAUAAGCACAUGUGUGUGUGUGUGUGUGUAAUGUGCUGCACAGUCACCGCGCUGUCGUGUUCACGUGACACUGGAGAUGCAACAAUGUUAGCGUAGCUUAGCAUUGAUCGAACCAGACUCCCUUCCGAAAACAAGUGUUUCUAUAGUGGUUUUCUUCUCGUCUCGAGGAGACAAAAAACAAAAGGGGAAUUAUUUUUUACACUUUGCCAUUCCAUCGUGUUUUUUUAUUUUGGGGUCAAACAACAAAGGACGUGAAGAAUUUAGUGUCUGAGCAGUAAAAGACGCAGUUUCUUCUAUGUUUGAUGGCUGAGAUAAACAACAACAGUGUCCAUGGAGAUGAAGUCAAUCACCUGAUGAAGAAACUAAAGGCUAAAGUGAUGAAACUCUGGGGGAAAUGACACGUGAGGAAAGACUUGUCGAUAGUUUUUACUCCAAAGUGGAAUCGGGACAGUCUCCGGUGGAGGAGCGCUUGGUUCUCACACCAGCAGCAGCUUCCUGUCGAUGAACGGAGCUGUUCUUCUGUUGUUCUUAUUACAUUUGAUGAAACAAACACUUUAAAAAAAAAGGAGUGGUGAAAACAUGUU